This is a messenger RNA of Carya illinoinensis, 2423 nucleotides long. RefSeq names its product BTB/POZ domain and ankyrin repeat-containing protein NPR1. The coding region runs from base 371 to 2146 and encodes 591 amino acids. The record is from RefSeq and is a predicted model, not a curated record. Lineage: Eukaryota; Viridiplantae; Streptophyta; Magnoliopsida; Fagales; Juglandaceae. The transcript is spliced from 4 exons. Gene Ontology annotation, molecular function: protein binding. Gene Ontology annotation, cellular component: nucleus; cytoplasm. Gene Ontology annotation, biological process: regulation of jasmonic acid mediated signaling pathway; regulation of salicylic acid mediated signaling pathway; systemic acquired resistance, salicylic acid mediated signaling pathway.
AACUCUCACGCGUCGAGUAGUCGUCAGGACUCGAGGCCAUAUGCCGAGCUGAACUGAUGAGAUUUCCCUUCAUCUUUCUGCUUUGACUUCAACUUUCUCUGCAAAUUCAAGCCAAAGGUUCAUGGUCUUUCGUCUCUCAUGGCGAACUUAGUCGUUCGCUCCCUCUCGAUCAUACCUACUAAUUGAAAGGCCUCUUGAGGCCUUUUCACUGUCUCUACUUGUGCGAAUCUCUCACUGUUUGUUUAUCCAAAGCUUCCCCUCUCUUUUCGCUUCGAUUCUAUAACUCUCUCUGUCUCUCUCCUCUUCCUAAUGCCAAUAACUUUCGAUUUUACGUAGCCACUGUCUCUGCAUAUCUUUCUCUCUCUCUCUGAUGGAUGCUAGGAUUGGAUUUUCCGAUUCCAACGAAAUCAGCAAUGGCAGUAGCAUAUGCUGCGUCACCACCAACGCCGAAACCCUCUCCUCCGAGCCUUCAGCACCUCCGGAUGUCUCUGCCCUUCGCCGCCUCUCUGAGAACCUCGAAUCGCUUUUCGACUCUCCCGGCUCCGAUUACUAUGCCGACGCCAAGAUCAUAGUAACUGGUAGUAGCAGCAGUAACGGGCGAGAAAUCCCCGUCCACCGGUGCAUUCUAGCGUCCAGAAGCCCUUUCUUCAAGAACGUGUUCGCCACUUCGGCGAAAGAGAUCAGAGGCGUUGCCGAGUUCGAAUUAAAGGAGCUGGCGAAAGAGCAUGAGGUUGGGGUCGAUGCGGUGGUGACGGUCUUGGCUUACUUGUACAGCGGGAAGGUGAGGCCGUUGCCGAAGGCUGUUUGCGUCUGUGUCGACGAAGAUUGCCAGCACGUGGCGUGUAGGCCAGUCGUGGAUUUCAUGGUGGAGGUGCUCUAUGCCUCUUCUACGUUCCAGAUUUCUGAACUUGUUGCUCUUUAUCAGAGGCAGUUGCUAGAUAUUCUUGAAAAGGCUGCAGUAGAUGACAUUUUGUUGGUUCUAUCUGUUGCAAACAUGUGCGGUAAAGCAUGUGAAAGAUUGCUGGCAAGGUGUAUUGAGAGUAUUGUUAAAUCUGAUGCUGAUACCAUUACUAUUGAUAAAUCUCUUCCCCAAGAUAUUGUCAAACAAAUUGUGGAUUCAAGAAAAGAACUCGGCUUGGACAAGCUCGAAAGCAAUAGUGUUCCAGAUAAACAUGUGAAGAGAAUACAUAGAGCCCUGGAUUCAGAUGACGUUGAGUUAGUCAGAAUGCUACUGAAAGAGGGGCAUACUACUCUAGAUGAUGCAUUUGCGCUCCACUAUGCAGUGGCAUACUGUGAUGCAAAAACCACAACUGAGCUUCUUGAUCUUGGAAUUGCUGAUGUGAACCAUAGGAACCAAAGGGGCUACACCGUGUUGCACAUUUCUGCAAUGAGAAAAGAACCUAAGAUCAUAGUGUCCCUCCUAACGAAGGGAGCCAGACCAUCAGAUCUUACAUUGGAUGGUAGAAAUGCGCUUCAGAUAUCAAAGCGGCUCACUAAGGCUAUGGUUUAUGACAAACCCCCAGAGGAAGGAAAAGCUUCUCCCAAGGAUCGGUUAUGCAUAGAGAUACUGGAGCAAGCAGAACGAAGAGAUCCAUUGCUAGGAGAGGCUGCUCUUUCUCUUGCUAUGGCAGGCGAUGAUCUCCGUAUGAAAUUGUUGUACCUUGAAAAUAGAGUUGGACUGGCGAAACUUCUAUUCCCCAUGGAAGCAAAAGUUGCAAUGGAUAUUGCUCAAGUUGAUGGCACUUCUGAGUUUCCUUUAGGCAUCAAAUCUAAGAAUUUGGGCUAUGCCCAGAGAACAACUGUAGACUUAAAUGAGGCACCUUUCAGGAUUCAAGAGGAGCAUUUAACUAGGAUGAAAGCACUCUCUAGAACUGUGGAACUUGGAAAACGCUUCUUCCCUCGCUGCUCAGGCGUCCUUAAUAAGAUAAUGGAUGCUGAUGAUAUUUCGGAGCUGGCAUACCUGGGUAGUUCCAAUCCAGAGGAGCGACUAUUGAAGAAACAAAGGUACAUGGAGCUCCAAGAAGUUCUAAGGCAGGCGUUCAAUGAAGAUAAGGAGGAGUUUGAGAAGUCUGCCAUGUCAUCUUCAGCGUCUUCUACAUCCUUAGGGGUGGCGAGGUCUAAUGGUAAGCUUACCAUCAAGAAAUGAGUAGUUGUCAAAUAUAGAGACGCAAAAUACUUCCUUUUGUUGUUGUACCAUAUAGUUCGUUUUCAUACUUCUCUUUGUUAUGUAUGUCAUUUUUAUUUUGUCUGUAACUUAAGUCUGUAUUUAAUUGUUUAUAGGAAGAGGGGAACUUGAAUGUUGCCUAAUUGUUUUAGAGAUUUGGAGUGGUGAUUUCCUUUCUGGUCUUUCCUUUAAUUUUCCCCCCCUCGAACUUUUUGUGUAACAUGGAAAAGGUCCUGAAAAAAUGCAGUUCAUGUACUAA